Bradysia coprophila is the source of this 5027-nucleotide messenger RNA. RefSeq names its product Histone methyltransferase 4-20 (gene Hmt4-20). The record is from RefSeq and is a predicted model, not a curated record. Gene Ontology annotation, cellular component: nucleus. Gene Ontology annotation, molecular function: protein binding; histone H4K20 methyltransferase activity. NCBI's taxonomy places the organism in Eukaryota, Metazoa, Arthropoda, Insecta, Diptera, Sciaridae.
UGAAUCUGUCAAUGUUUUUGUCGCAAAUAUCGCAUUCUUCUGUUCAGAUUUUUUUUACGAUUUAACUUCUCUGCUUUUAUAAAAGUGUACUCGGGAAUCGGGACAAUUACAAUCAAUUACGCCGAAGAAUAUUCAUUGAAAUUAAUUAAAUGUUUAUGUGAAUGCUGCAAAUUUAUUUGCUGCCCGUACAGUUCAAUUAUACGAUAAGAUUUUUGUAUCCAAAAUGGAAGAAGUUUUACGCCAUGUUUGAUUUUUUUACAAAUUUUAUUAUUUUAUAAAUAAUUACAAAUUAAUUAGAGAAACACAAACGAAAUUUUGAAUUCUGAAAAGCGUUGCAAUGGAUAAUAGUCUAAUUAUUUAUUAUCUCGUCGACGUUUUGUGAUGGAUCGAAAGUGUGCAUCAAUCAUCCAAUAGCAACAGUACCAUCAUUAGUUACGUAACGUUUUUAUUUUGAAAAAAAAAAAAAACCGGAACAAAAUGGUUGUUGAUUCGGGUCAUCGUAGUGGCAGCGGCCAUCACACCCACAAACUUCAACCGACUGGUAUGACACCGAAGGAACUAUCGGAAAAUGAUGAUUUGGCCACUUCAUUGGUACUCGAUCCAUAUCUGGGAUUCACCACACACAAAAUGAACGUCAAAUAUCGGCCGUUGAAAGCGAACCGCGAUGAAUUGAAAAGCAUCGUCGCUGAAUAUGUUCAAACGCAGAAUGGCGAACGGGCGUACAAGCAAAUCAUAAAAGGUGAAUGGAUACCGAAACAUGUGUUGAACAAGAGUAAAUUGGCACAGAAACGACUGCAGGAACACAUCUAUCGGUAUCUAAGGGUUUUCGGACAAGAUUCUGGUUUCAUGAUCGAGGCGUGUUACCGCUACUCGUUAGAGGAUCAGAAAGGAGCUAAAAUAUCAGCUACGCGUCGAUGGCUGAAAAAUGAUAAAAUUGAGUGUUUGGUCGGUUGCAUUGCCGAGUUAUCGGAGGCGGAGGAAACGAUGCUGUUGCAACCGGGUAAAAAUGAUUUCUCGGUAAUGUACAGUUGUCGAAAGAAUUGCGCACAAUUGUGGCUGGGACCAGCAGCAUACAUCAAUCACGAUUGUCGGGCAAACUGUAAAUUUGUGGCAACUGGCAGGGACACGGCUUGCGUUAAGGUAUUACGGGACAUAGAGAUCGGCGAGGAAAUUACGUGUUUCUAUGGGGAAGACUUUUUCGGCGACAGUAACAGCUACUGUGAAUGUGAAACGUGUGAACGACGAGGCACUGGAGCUUAUGCUAAAGAGCAGACAAGCGAAGAACAAAGUUCCGGUGUUGGUUAUCGCCUGCGGGAGACGGACAACCGAAUCAAUCGAAUCAAAACUAAAAGUGAGGCUACCAGAAAUACAAUGGACCGUGAAGAGCUUCGUCACGACAGCAAUAAGGUGAUGACACCGCUGACCAUGAAACAACUGCGUGAUAAAGGAAUGACCAAAUACGAUGCCGAAAUGAUCAUUGCUCAACAGCAUCGUCCAAAUGCAUUUAGUCAAUUUUCUCCUACCCAAAGCAGCGACGGCAGCACCACUGACCAUGGUCCGUCGUUGAACCGCAACAAAAUGACACCGAAUCGAAUCGAGUCGGCGGCAACGCGACGAAGUACCCGUUUGUGCAGCAUUUCAGAUAGGCCAUUUCUUAAGACACAAAAAUCGGAGUCGCCGGCAGACGAUUCGGUGACGGAUGCAGCAAUCGUAACUAAAUCACCGGUCGUGUCGUUGCGAACGCGACGUUUUCAAAAGCGUGAGGCUUCAAAAAACUUAAACGAUCAAUUAUCAAAGCCAAAUACAAAUACCACAAGAAAUGUCUCUGUGACGCUUGUUGAUGAUGCCUCGUCCUGUUCGGGUAGUACAAUAAGUGAUCAGGAGACAGCCGUCAGCGAUGGCAUAACGCCAUCGCUGUUCAACGAACGCCAAGAAGGCGCUCUGCAACAUUCGAUCGACCGUAACGGCCAUUCUGUGGUGGCAAUUCAUGACAACUUUCACGGCAUUGAUAAUGUUAACGGUAAUCUGAUUAAGGAAUUGCCAACGACACCGCUGAAGCCGUCACCAGUGCGAGCGACCAAAUUCGAUGUGUCUCAAUUUUCCAAUCAUCGUCCCAUUCUACCCACAACCGAUUUUUUCGGCUUAAACGACGUGCUGAAUGGCGGAGUCGAUCGACAGAAUCAUCGCCGGGCCAGAAAAAGUAUGCCACGCAAAUUGGACCUGAACGAACUGGCCAGCUACGCAUCCACCGAUAAAAACUUUGAGGCGGACGACGCUGACAGUCAAAGCUUGCGACCGCGUACGAUUUCGAAAAGUAUCAGCGAAUCGGAGAGCACAUCGUCGUGGGAAAAUAAGGCACCGAUGAGUGUGGAAAAGCAAGAACAAUUACUGAAAACGCCCGAACGAAGACUGAAGCUUACGUUACGGAUGAAACGCAGUCCAAUUCUAGAUGAAAUUAUUGAAUCCGGUACAAGUCUGAGUGACGGCGGCGGCAGCAGCAGUUACUACGAGCCCGAGUACGAGGUGUUUCGGUUGGAAGGCAUUGCCGAUCAUAGCGACUAUUCGGAAGACUGUUCGCCUCGUAGCAAUUCGUCGAAAAAGCGGAAAAAGCGUCACAAAUCCAAGGAUCAUCGUCGCCGCAAACAGCGUCAUCAUAACCAUGAACAUCACAAUCAUUUAGGUAACAAUACAUUUUACAAUCACCGAAUAGAUCCACAACCACAAAUGAAGAGAUUACGCUUAAUAAUUGGCAAUGAAACGCACACUAUAGACAUUCCAUCAACCACAUCAUCAUCAUCGUCGUCGACAUCGUCAUUGAGUACAUUGUCGGGUAGUAAUUGUAAUAGUAGUAAUAACUGUGGCAUAUCGCCGCCUUUGCCAUCUGUCAUCCAAUUGGAACAUAAGUCAAAUGUUAGUGGAGCGAAUAAUUUGCCAAUAAAACGUUUACCACCACUAGCUGCCAAUGGCGAUGGUUACAAUUGAUUGUGGACGACUUAAAAUAUGAAAAACAAAAAAUUUUCACUUUUCAUAUUUUCGUUGUUGUUGUUGUUCGGUCAAGUGUGUCCGGUAUGUGAGUUCAGACGAAUUAAAUUUUUUUUUUUUAAAUUUAUUCAUUAAGUGGAACCAUGCUUCGUAUUGCCUCUAUUGUGUAUCGAAUCGAUGCAGUGUGUGAGCUAAAGAAUUUUGAUUUUUUUUUAUUAUUUUCUAUUCCGUUCUUUCGUCGAACGAGCAAUUUUUGCGUAGCGUUCGUGAAGUGUGAUACAAACAACAUUUUAUAUAUUAUAAGCUGAACUCGUAGCAUGCAAACGGUUCAUAUAGAAAACGAUAGAGAGAAGGUCGCUUUGGUUUGGAAAAUUAAGGUCAAAAGGUCGCCCCCUUUUACCGCUUUCAAGUUCGUUAAUCCAAUUGGCACGGAUUGAUUUUUCGUUUUGUUUGGUAAAGGGGGAAGCGUUAUUUAUGAAUCAAUGCGACGACAAUUGUCCUUGUUUCUAGUGGAAACCAAACAGCGGCUCGUAGAUUUCAUUUUAAGAUCCAAAGUAGCUAAAAGUCCUGUGGUUUAAGUGUAACAUAGAGAAGAGAAAAGUAUGCAAACAAAAAUAUUGAUUUUGCCUGCUAUGAAUCGGUCUUUCGUUGUAAAUUAGCAUCUAAGUUUUUGUUUGUUUUACCCAGAAACGAUGAGUCCUUUCACUGAACGAAUAUUAAUUUUUUUUUUAAUCCAAAAAUCAUUUCCUGAUGGUUCGUUAUACCAAACACCAACAGUGUAUACCUCUUGAUGAUGUCUGAAAGCAAUUGGUAACACAAAAACAUUCGUAAGGAGAGACCAACAUAAUGAUUCCGUUAAAUAGAACACCCGAAAGUCACUCCGGGACACUCAAUGUAAAGAAGAAAAAAAUGUUUUUUUUGUAAGAUAAAAUAGAUUCGGCGAUUGGGGGAGAUGUCAGCGAAAAAGUGGAUAUAGAAAUCGUUUACUAAGCAAAAAAUGUUCCCACCAAAUUUGCACUCUGCGGAGUCAAAGAAGUAAAAAUCAACAACAACCAGAAAGAAAUGACGAAGACGAGAAAAAAAAAGAGAAACCAAAAGAUCGGCUUUUGUAAAACGAUUUUUUUUUAUUUAUUCAAAUUUCCUGUGCCCACUGGGCAUGAUAAAUUAUUCUACUAUAGUUUACAACCUCACAGCUGAUGUAACUUACCGAAACGGCUGCCGAAAACAUUUGCUCUCUGCUUGGGAUAUUUUUGAUCCUCUGCCAGUUUUACGUAAAAUAAUUGCGGCAAAAGAAUGAGCGAAUCCCGAAGAAACGAAACUUCUGUCUGAAUACCAGAAAUUGUUUGACAUUCUCUUAAAACAAGCAAAUUUCGUUGCCUACACACAUUUCCGUUGUUUCGGUUACAUCGCCAGUGUGGGCCGCCUAGGGUACCUUCAAUCCGCAAUUUUUCACACAUAAAACAUUCUUGUGUUUAGCUCGUUACAAAAUGUUGUUGCUGUGAAUGAAGCCCUGGAGAAUGGUUUUCUCAUGCUACAUGCGUCGAAAACCGUACUUUCUAUGUUUCAAGCACUGCUUUUGACGCCCUCAGCGUGUAACAUCCAUUACAUAGCUCGGGAUAAAAAUGAAAAGUCUCGGCUUCGCCUCCGACCAACAAAAUGCACACGAAAACUCCAAUUUUCAUCUUUUUAUCCCUAUGCCAUGUAAUAGUAUUUUACACAUUAUAGAGCUAGCUGACCACAAGUAAAUUUUACGUCUAAAAAUUGCGAGAAGUGAACACCGCUAGUGUGGCCGAAGAUUUAUCGGUAAAAUUCACAAUACUGAACGCCAUCUGAACGUUUCGGUGAUUGUCCAUCGAAUUACUGCUGAUUAGUUUUAUUUCACAUUUUAACGGGACGUGAUUGGAUGAUAGUAAACUAAUAAGGAGAAACGGUUAAAAAUGCGUCGAAUUGACCGUUUUAGUUUAGGUAAAUGUGGUACGCGGUAAUUUAUUGUAAUGUCAGACGGAAAUGUUUGUUGUUAGUUUACUUGAGAGGUGAUUUCAUUU